CUAAAAGUGCAUCUAGUUCCUUGCUCCUGCUUUAGCCCUCGAUGCGAUUCACCCGUGCUUACUGUGGGACCUAAGGCUGGAUAUAUCUCUUGCCUAAUUGGUUAUACCUUGUCUUGCCUUCAUUUAAUCGGCACAUGGCUGUUUCUGUCCAACCCGAACUCCGAGGCAAUCAGUAUUAUUGGAAAAAGGCCAAUCAAAAGCUUGAGGCACUCCUGUCAAUCCGACCUCCUCCUCCACAGAAGUCUGGAACAUUAAUCCUACCGGCAUGACCCUGGUUAGUUAGGCGAAUGUAAUGGGCCGCUUCUCUUGCUCCAAAGUUGGUCUAAGCCGACAUAAGAUAUAAGGAAAUGUCGCACUCCGAUCGCGAGAGAGGCUUCUUGAGCACUGGCUGUCGUUGCAAGGUCUCGAGAUGCUGCCGCGAUCGCUGGAAAAGGGUACGUCCUUCACUGGGCAGCAAACGACGGUGCUUGGGAUUGGGGUAGCAUUUAUGGCAUUUACCUCGGCCGUAAUUGCCCUUCGCGUCUAUGUCAGGACACUUUUGCUGCGCGCGUGGGGAGCUGAUGACGUCCUUAUGGUAAUCGGAACUAUCUUAACCUACGGUCUCUCCAUCGCAUCGAUUGUGGCCGCAUAUUAUGGCGUUGGCAAACACUAUUCAGAUGUUCCUAUCGAAGAUCGGAUUCCUAUGUUCAAGUGUAUAUGGGCUACACGCCUCCUCUACGUGCUGGGAUUGUGUUUCAUCAAGCUAUCUCUCCUAUGGUUCUAUCUCCGGCUUGAAACACGACGUUUCAUGCUAUGGCCUGUGUACUCCGUUAUCUUCAUAGUUCUGGGAGUAUCAAUCUCAAGCUUCUUCGUUGAUACAAUCUCCUGCAUACCACCUUCUAAAUUCUGGAAUUCAGCCAAGUCAGGACAUUGCAUGUCAACGGCGUCCCAGCAGAAGUUCUAUGAAGUUAAUGGCAUCCUCGUCAUUGUCAUGGAUAUUCUCAUCUGGGCUGUUCCCAUUCCGAUGCUAUGGCGUGUUCGUAUCUCUUUGCGAAAGAAGAUCGCAGUAUUGGGGGUUUUUAGUGUAGGCCUUUUGUCUAUAGCUGCUGCUUGCGUGAGAUACAACACCGUCUUGCAACUAGCCAACAAUUCAGAUGAAACAUACGUGCUGGCUGCCUCGCUUAAUUGGUGUGGCAUCGAAGCCUACGUGGCCAUUUUCUGCGGCUCCACUCCAGCAUUAUAUGUUUUUGUGAAGCGCUACCUCCCACGAGUGCUGGGCCCGUCCUACGCGCAUAAUCCAACCUACUCAGGACAGAGCAAUGCGAAGAGAUUCAGCGCGCCAUUCCGCGCAGUCUCCCGCCAGCGCAUGAGCGAAAGCCGGCUAGGAGAGAGCCAAGAUGUAUUACAUGAUGGCGAUGGCAUUAUGCUUAAGACAGACAUCCACUGGGAGGUCACUGAUAUCGAUGCGGAAGGUCGACUGGACCCGCACCAUGUAAAUAUCUGAAGGUUUUCCCCUAAAAUUAGAGCCGCAGAUGAGAUCAAAGUGAGAGAUUUGCGACUGUUGUAUACGCGGCACGUCUGUAAGAAAAUGUGACGAUUUCAGGCUCAAAGUGGAAAGAUUUCA
This is a messenger RNA of Aspergillus piperis CBS 112811, 1603 nucleotides long. RefSeq lists its product as uncharacterized. Lineage: Eukaryota; Fungi; Ascomycota; Eurotiomycetes; Eurotiales; Aspergillaceae. Bases 410 to 1483 code for a protein of 357 amino acids. The transcript is spliced from 10 exons. The record is from RefSeq and is a predicted model, not a curated record.